AUGAUGAUGGCAUCGAAUAUGUUAACAGCAACCACGGAAAGAAAACGUAAAAUACAACAACAGACAGAUGAUGGUCUGAUACCAUUUAAGCGUAAUAUAACGGAAGAACAAAUUGAAACUAUGUCAAACUUGGUACUACUAACAAGAGAUGAAGACAUAACAUUAAUUUGGUUUGAUGAAAAUAUUGAACAAGAAAUUACAGGCAAACUAAAUGAAACUCAUGAUCAUAUUCAAUUCUACUUGACAUUUGAACUGUUAAAUGAUGCAAUAGCACAAGUGAAAAAUGAAAAAAUUUUGUUAAUUGUUUGUGGCAAAUAUUCACAUCAGACGUUGACUUCGAUGCAUGAUCAUGAAAAGAUUCAUUCAAUUUAUAUUUUUUGCAUUGAUAAGCAAUCGUAUCAAAAUUUAGUUGAUGAUGGUUCUGAUAAAAAAUGUUCAAAAUUAGUUGGUAUUUACAUAGAAUAUGAUCAGUUAUUCGAACAAGUGGGAAAACAAGUUAUAGCUACACUGAAACAUCUGUCAACUUUCUUAUAA
Didymodactylos carnosus is the source of this 534-nucleotide messenger RNA. NCBI's taxonomy places the organism in Eukaryota, Metazoa, Rotifera, Eurotatoria, Philodinida, Philodinidae. The record is from the annotation of a GenBank genome assembly.